GAAAAGAAGAAGUGGGAGCGAGAAGCAGGAGGGGGCGGCCGCGGAGCGCGAGUUGGGGCGCCGCGAAGCGCCCGAGCCUCCUGCCUUCUCCGGGCCGCGCCCCGGCCGCCCGCAGCCUCCCGGCGCCCGCUCCGACCCACGCGCUCCGGAUCCGGCCGGCGGGGCGUGCCCUCCGCGCGCAGAAUGUGGCAGCGGACACGGCCCCGGCCCCGCGCUCCCUGGCGCUGGGCGCUGGCGCUGCUGGCCCUGGGCGGCGCGGGACUGUGCCACGCCGGCCCGCAGCCCAGGCACCCCGCGCGGCCCAGCGCCAGGAACAAGAAUUGGUGCGCCUACAUCGUGAACAAGAACGUGAGCUGCUCGGUGCUGGAGGGAAGUGAGAGUUUUAUUCAGGCUCAGUACAACUGUGCUUGGAACCAGAUGCCCUGUCCGUCCGCGCUCGUGUACCGUGUGAGCGUCAGACCCAGAUACGUCACCAGGUACAAGACGGUGACCCAGUUGGAGUGGAGGUGCUGCCCUGGCUUCAGAGGGGGAGACUGCCAAGAAGGUCCCAGAGACCCGGAGAGGACCCCCCGCCCCACGCCCGCUCGGCCUCGGAACAGCAUGAAGAAAGCCACAGACAAUGAACCGAGCCAGGUCUCAGAGCCUAAGAAGACGCUGUCACCAACCCCUGCGGCGGAACCAAGUCAGACGGUAGAUCCAAAACAGGGGCCCCAAGAACUUCAGGAAAAGAAAAUCCAGGCGCUCGAGGAGAAGGUUCUCCGACUCACAAGGACAGUUACUGAUCUCCAGUCUUCCAUUGCCGGGGUGAAUGAAAACCUCAGACACGCCAUUCAGGACGAUGCCAGCAAAAUGCUGGCAUCAUGGCUCAGUAAUCUGCACCCCCAGCCAGUGCCAGACAGUGCCAUUGGUGAAGAACCAGAAACGAUCCAGCUUCCCGGUGUCCUCCACAAUAGGGACUCUGGCAUGAAGGACAUCCAGUCUGAAUUGGCUGAAGUCAAGGAUGCUCUGAAGACCAAGAGUGACAAACUGGAAGAGCUGGAUGGGAAAGUGAAGGGUUAUGAAGGGCGGCUCAGACAGCUCCAGGAGGCUGCCCAGGGCCCUAUAGUCACCAUGACGACCAAUGAGCUCUACCAAGCCUAUGUGGACAGUAAGAUUGAUGCGCUGAGGGAGGAGCUCAUGGAGGGGAUGGACAGAAAGCUGGCCGACCUGAAGAACUCGUGUGAGUACAAGCUGGCUGUGCUCCAGCAGCAGUGUGAUGACUAUGGGAGCAGCCACCUGGGAGUGGUUGAGCUUAUAGGAGAGAAGGAGACGAGCCUGCGAAAAGAAAUAAACAACCUCCGAGCCCGUGUACAGGACCCGUCAGCCCGGGCAAAUUGCUGUGAUGGCACAAAGAAUGGUGACUUUGGGCAGCAGAUCAAGGUGUUAGACCAGAAAAUUGAAAGAGUUGCUGAAGCCACCAGAAUGCUGAACGGACGUCUGGACAAUGAGUUUGACCGCCUCAUAGUUCCGGAGCCAGACGUGGACUUUGAUGCAAGGUGGAAUGAACUGGACGCAAGGAUCAAUGUGACUGAGAAGAACGCGGAGGAACACUGCUUUUACAUUGAGGAGACCCUUCGGGGGACCAUUAAUGGGGAGGUGGGUGACUUGAAGCAACUUCUCAAUCAGAAGAUCCAGUCUCUGGAGGAGCGCCUGGGGAGCGUGCUGCUGGAGGCAGCCAACAGCUCCGGUGCAGAGCUCGCCGGCCCUGCGCCGGCCCCGCCAGGGGCACAGGGGGCUGGGCACGGACAGGUCCUGAUGGAGUUAAACCACCUGAAGGACAAAGUGCAGGCUGUCGAGGACCUCUGCCUGCAGAGCUUCCAGAGACAGCCUCACGGGGUAGACGAUGCUCUACACAAUGGAGAAGGCCAGACAGCGGGGGACAGCUUGAGCCUUUUGAAACCUCUAAAUGACACGAUGCACGGGAAGUUUCAGGAAACUGAACGGAGCAUCCAGAACCUUCAACGGGAUUUUAGUCUCCUUUACUCUCAACUCAACUACACAGAAGACCACAUGAGGCAUCUUCAGAAGGAGCUGAGCGGUUGUACAGGAGGCACCAACGCUGGAUUUGGGGGGUGUUCUAAGGGGGGUGAGCUGGAGAGACUGGAGGAGACCCUCCCAUCUGCCCGGGGCCCCCCGGCACCCUGCUGCGGCCCGCUGGACGAGGGGUGGCAGAGGCUGCGGAGCCAGGUCCUCGCUGAGCUGGACACUUGUAAGGAGAAGACGCACGAGGUCCAGAGGGAGGUCUCCGUGGUGGAGGACAGAGUGUCUCACAUGGAGAAGACGUGCAGCAAACUGGACUCCAUCGCCGGGAGCCUUCAGAAGAUCGAGGAAGGGCUGAACAAGCACGUCAGCAGCCUGUGGACUUGCGUCAGGCAGAUGAACGGGACGCUGCGGGCACACUCCAGGGACAUCGCCGGCCUGAGGAACUCUGUCCAGCAGUUCUACAGCCACGUUUUCCAGAUCUCUACCGACCUGCAAGAUCUGAUCAAAUUUCAACCAUCAGAAACGGAGGAGCCUUCCGAAGCGCCCCUGCCUCCAGCGUCGGGAGGGCAGGCCCCGCGGAAGCCGCCCACCGAGCCAACGCCUCCGGAGCCCACCCCGCGGCCGCCACUGCCCGACGACCCCGGACGCCAGCCGCACGCGGGCCAGCGGCCCGUCCUGCCCGAGAGACACCCCCCGCCGCUGCGGCCCGGCCGCACGGGGCUGCCCUUCUUGCCUGGCUCCACCGGGGUCAUGAUGGAGACAGGCGAGGCCGGGCCUCCGGGCAGGAUGGGCGUGUCGGGGAGGGGCCUGCCCCAGGGGGCGGACGGCCAGACCCGCACGGGGCACGUCCCCAGCGCCGAAGGCUACGCCGGAGCUCCGGGUUACCCCAAGUCACCACCUGUAGCCUCCCCAGGGGUUCCAGUGCCAUCUCUGGUGUCCUUCUCUGCCGGCCUCACCCAGAAGCCUUUCCCCAGCGAUGCGGGAGUCGUCCUGUUUAACAAAGUGCUGGUGAAUGACGGGGACGUGUACGACCCCAGCACCGGGAUCUUCACGGCUCCGUACGAUGGGCGCUACCUGAUCACGGCCACCCUCACUCCUGAGAGGGACGCGUACGUGGAAGCCGUCCUGUCGGUGUCCAACGCCAGCGUGGCGCAGCUGCACACAGCCGGCUACCGCAGGGAGUUCCUGGAGUACCACCGGCCGCCGGGGGCCCUGCACACCUGCGGGGGCCCGGGGGCCUUCCACCUCGUCGUGCACCUGAAGGCGGGCGACGGCGUCAACAUCGUGGUGACGGGCGGCAGGCUGGCUCACACGGACUUCGACGAAAUGUACUCCACGUUCAGCGGGGUUUUCCUGUACCCUUUCCUUUCCCACCUCUGAGGUGGGAGGAGGGAAGGGCGACAGCGGUAAGAAGUUGGAAGCUUUAAUAUAUUGCAUUUUUGUGUGGACCUGGGGCCCAGGUCUAGUUUUCUGCAGUUCCCUCCUCCCCCGAAAGAAAGGCUGCUCCCAGCUGCGGAGGAGCUGCAGGGCACGCGGGGCUCCUGCUGCUGCUCCGACCCCACAGCCGGGAGCCCGCCCUCCCGUGUCUCCGGGUCCGCCUGUGACCUCUGGUCCGGGGGCUGGGGCCGGGCCGACCGCGGGGGGCUCAAACAGCGGUGGCGGCCCGGGGGACCAACCUGCCGGUGGAGGAGGAGGAGCUGCCGGGUCCUGCCCGAGAGGAGGCCGGCCGGCCAGAACUGGUCCCCAUGGCCACAGUCUUUACUGGAGCAGAACUUUGUCCUCCUCGACCGUGUGUGCAGGAGGAGUGUAAACACUGAAGUGGCUAGUGCCACCACAGACCUAGGGUGACUGGGCUGCCCCAGGUCUGGCUCCCCCCGCUUCCCCCUCCCUCCCUUCCCCCGUGUCUGCCCGGCUGUGAGGGACGCGGGAGAGACUUUAUGUGGCUUGUUGAGCUCCUUGAAUGACAUGUACGACUUUAGCGCAAAGACAGGGAGUGUCAAUAAAGACGUGAAACCACUUCAAGUUG
This is a messenger RNA of Camelus dromedarius (Arabian camel), 4048 nucleotides long. It is a transcript of the gene EMILIN2, whose product is annotated as elastin microfibril interfacer 2. The record is from RefSeq and is a predicted model, not a curated record. Gene Ontology annotation, molecular function: protein binding. Lineage: Eukaryota; Metazoa; Chordata; Mammalia; Artiodactyla; Camelidae. The transcript is spliced from 8 exons. Bases 184 to 3402 code for a protein of 1072 amino acids.